AAAUACCUUAGUUGAGUUAUCACAAUCAUUACCCAUUUAGAUAUAGACCCAAAUUUCAAACACAAAAUCAUCCAUUUCUUCCGCCACCGCCAACCACUACCACUGUCUUUCAUAAUUUUCACAAAUUUCAGAAGAAGAAGAAGAAGAAGAUAUGGGAAUACUACACGAAGACGUCGUGAUAAUUAAGCAAACCGAGAAGGAAGAUGAAGCUACUGUGAUUACGAUUAACUGUCCAGAUAAGACUGGUCUCGGCUGUGAUCUUUGCCGCAUCAUCCUCUUCUUCGGUUUGAGCAUCGUCCGUGGCGAUGUAUCAACAGACGGAAAGUGGUGUUAUAUCGUGUUUUGGGUAGUCGGAAAAGCAAGCAUACGAUGGGGUUUAUUGAAGAAGAGGCUAUUGGAAGCUUGCCCUUCUUGUUCUUCUGCUAACACACUCAUAUACUAUCCAGCAGAAUCGCAGCCCCCUAAGCCUCCUGAUGUGUUCCUCCUGAAGUUCUGUUGUCGUGAUCGCCAAGCCCUGUUACAUGAUGUGACGCAAGUUCUGUCUGAGCUCGAAUUGAUCAUUCAAAGAGUGAAAGUUUCGACCACCCCGGAUGGGAUGGUGAUGGACUUGUUCUUCAUCACUGAUACAAGGGAACUUCUGCAUACAAAUAAGAGGAAGGAGGACACAUAUGGUCAUUUAAAAGCGGUUGUAGGGGAUGAUAUGGUGAGUUGUGAUAUAGAAAUGGUCGGUCCUGAGAUCACUGCGUGUUCUCAAGGCCCGCCAUUUCUUAUUCCUCCUGCAAUCUCAGAAGAUACGUUCAGCUUGGAGAUGCCCGAUGGGUGCAAACAUGGGUCUCUCCAAUCCGACAGUGUUUCAGUGACGAUGGAUAACUCGCUCAGUCCAGUUCAUACGCUCAUCCAAAUUGUUUGCCGUGAUCACAAAGGUCUACUCUAUGAUAUAAUGAGAACUUUGAAGGAUUACAACAUUCAGAUUUCAUAUGGGCGAUUUAUGACAAAAGGGACAAAAGAUUGCGAGAUCGAUUUAUUUAUCGUACAAGCUGAUGGGAAGAAGAUAGUAGACCCUAGCAAACAAAAUGCAAUGUGUUCACGGAUUCGUAUGGAGUUAUUUCGUCCUCUUAAAGUAGCUUUGGUGAGUCGUGGUCCUGAUACCGAGCUGCUUGUUGCAAACCCUGUGGAAUUAUGUGGGAAGGGCCGGCCCCUCGUGUUUUACGAUAUUACCCUUGCUCUCAAGAUGCUCAGUACCGACAUUUUCACGGCAGAAAUUAGUAGGCACAUGAUCGGGGGUAGGGAAUGGGAAGUUUACAGAGUUUUACUCGAUGAAGGGGAUGGAUCCUCGGUUCCAAGGAGGAAGAUCAAGGAAGCGGUUUGGAGACUGUUGAUGGGUUGGGAACGGUGAUGAUGAUAAUGACUCUUUUUAACGUAUUCACGGACUGCGACAGGUGCGUAUGUGUAGUUGACAUAUAUGCGUUGCGAAUAGCUUCAUCCGAAAACGGAAUGGCAUACAAAUAGGAGGGUAAAAAGGUCAUUUCACGGUGUAUAGGGUAGGACGAAGUUUGGUUUGAGAGGGGGGGGGGGGGGGAUGGCAUAAGUUAAUGCUUACAGAAUAGCUUCUGUAUAUAUAACAAAUAUCGCGUUACACGAUAGAAUGAAAUGGGAAAUCAUGGUUCAAGAUUCGUAUGCAACUGUUGCUUAACGAGGGAAGCGGUUUCGCGUACGACGAGCGUUGGUCGUAGAGCAACGUAACGACCCUCUCGGGGUCGUGUGAGAUCCUUAAUGCACGAGGUACACAUGAUGAUACAGAAAGGAGUUUGUAGGUGAUAAUGUAGUGUUUAUGGAAUACUUAUGUUUUAUGGCCAUGUCUGUUGAAAUGACGCUUUUAGCUA
Molecule: messenger RNA, 1883 nt
Organism: Cynara cardunculus var. scolymus (artichoke)
Lineage: Eukaryota; Viridiplantae; Streptophyta; Magnoliopsida; Asterales; Asteraceae
Product: ACT domain-containing protein ACR10
Exons: 6
Coding region: 152-1396 (414 amino acids)
Source: RefSeq, a predicted model, not a curated record